Messenger RNA from Cuscuta campestris, 1018 nucleotides. Lineage: Eukaryota; Viridiplantae; Streptophyta; Magnoliopsida; Solanales; Convolvulaceae. The record is from the annotation of a GenBank genome assembly.
GUACAAGACUUUUUGUCUAUAUUAUGAAUUUCCACCCUCGUUAAACUGUGAAAGCCUCUCUCCAUACCAUCUCACUUUAUCUCUUGCGCCGCAGGCUAGGGUUUUCUGCUCCAAGUCAGGGUUCCAGGUGCUUGAUUGGGGAUGUCGAGAGUAUAUAUCGGAAACUUGGACCCAAGGGUUACUGAAACAGAGCUUGAGGAUGAGUUCCGUUGCUAUGGAGUGAUAAGAAAUGUUUGGGUUGCAAGAAGGCCACCUGGCUAUGCUUUUAUCGAUUUUGAUGACUCAAGAGAUGCAUUGGAUGCAAUUCAUGGAGUGGAUGGUAAGAAUGGAUGGAGGGUUGAACUUUCUCACAGUUCUAGAGGUGGAGGCGGAGGAGGACGUGGGGGAGGACGCGGGCGCUCCGGGGGUGGUUCUGAUUUGAAGUGCUAUGAGUGUGGUGAAGUAGGUCAUUUUGCUCGGGAGUGCCGCAAUCGUGGUGGUGGUGGAGGUGGUGGAGGAAGGCGCCGUAGUCGCAGCCCACGCAGAUAUCGCAGAAGCCCAAGCUAUGGUCGGAGGAGUUACAGCCCACGGGGUCGAUCUCCUCCUCCUCGACGGCGCAGUGUGUCUCCUCCUAUUCGUGGACGUAGCUACAGCCGUUCGCCUUAUCGUGGGCGAGAUGAAGCUCCCUAUGCUAACGGAAAUGGUCUCAGGGAUCGACACAGAAGCAGGAGCUAGGAUGUGUGCGGGGAGAAGUGGAAAACUAUUUCCAAAACAUUCAGAGUUGUGUUUCUACUUUUGCUUGAAGUACUACUAGAUCACAACUGUGUAUUUCAUCUCUUCCAGAGAACGGUGGAUUUAAUAACACCCAAAGUCCACAUUUGAAAUUCAUUCUCCGUUUUAGUUUGCAUUCAUCUGGGCUUUCCUUUCCCCCUUUUUUAGUAAACCAAUAUAAAUGUCUUCAAUUAAAUUCUCAUUUGCAUGUUUUCAGCACAGUGAUUUCACGAUAUUUCAUCUCUUUCAUUAAAUUUUCUCUUUAUUU